UCAUUCUGUCCUGCGUCAUCCGGGAUUGACCGCUACUCAAACUCUGCCUCUUACAACACUUCCUUUUAAUUAAUCGAAUGCAUCUUCACGUCUCACCGUCACACAUACAUACAGACAGCCAUGCCUUAUGGGAGCUAGCUGCACGGUAACGCUGCCAACAAACCGAACCAUCUUUCAACAGGCGGAGGCGGACACUAUUGCGUUUCAUAGCAGACGAUUUUUAACACCAAUUUGAGGAACAGACACUGGUUAUUAGAGCAGUGGUGUGCAACAGCGUGACCCCAUUCACAUUUAUUCAUUAGUGGCAACAAAAAGGUAGCCAUGCCCCCACCAGCUGACAUCGUGAAGGUGGCUAUUGAAUGGCCGGGUGCAAAUGCUCAACUUAUAGAGAUGGACCAGAAACGACCUUUGACCUCAAUCAUCCGUGAAGUCUGUGAUGGAUGGUCUUUGUCAGGCUCCGAACAGUUUGCUCUGCGCUAUGCUGAUGGUCCCCAGCUUUAUAUCACAGAACAGAGUCGCAGUGAAAUCAAGAACGGGACCAUCCUUCGAUUAGCCAUUUCGCCCGGCCGGGCUGCUCGUCAGCUCCUGGAGCGUAUCCAAUCCCAUGGGAUUGACGCUCGCUUAGAAGCUCUGAAGGAGCUGGCCAAGCUGUCAGCAGACACCACGUUUGCCGCAGAGUUUAUCAAUAUGGAGGGCAUUGGGACGUUGGCCCGCCUCGUCGAGAGUGGCACCCACUUCGGCGAAAUGCUGGCAUUCACCCUCACCGCAUUCCUGGAAUUAAUGGAUCACGGCAUUGUAUCCUGGGAUCUUAUCUCACUCUCCUUCAUCAAGCAGAUUGCAGGCUAUGUGAACCAGCCUAUGGUGGACGUGUCCAUUCUGCAGCGCUCUCUGGCCAUCCUGGAGAGUAUGGUACUCAACAGCCACAGCCUCUACCACCGAGUGGCUCAGGAGAUCACCGUGGGACAGCUCAUCGGGCACCUGCAAGUGUCAAACCAAGAGAUUCAGACUUAUGCAAUUGCCCUCAUCAAUGCUCUUUUCCUGAAAGCACCCGAGGACAGACGGCAGGAGGUGUACACUAACCCGCUGGAGCAGCACCUCACUGAAAUGGCCAGCACCUUGGCGCAGAAGCACUUGCGCUCCAUUAUUCUGAAUCAUGUCAUAAGAGGAAAUCGACCAAUCAAAGCAGAAAUGGCACAUCAGCUGUAUGUUCUGCAGGUGUUGACCUUUAAUCUUUUGGAGGAACGAAUGAUGACCAAAAUGGAUCCUAAUGACCAGACUCAACGAGAUGUCAUUUUCGAGCUGCGGAGGAUUGCAUUUGAUGGAGAAAAUGACCCCACUGGCACAGAAAAACGAAAGACGUUGUAUGCUAAAGAUUAUAAAAUGCUAGGUUUUACGAACCAUGUGAACCCUGCUAUGGACUUCACACAGACUCCACCCGGGAUGCUAGCUCUGGACAACAUGCUGUACCUGGCCAAGGUCCAUCAGGACACAUACAUCCGUAUUGUCUUGGAAAACAGUAGUCGCGAGGAUAAGCAUGAAUGUCCCUUUGGCCGGUGUGCCAUCGACCUCACUCGAAUACUUUGUGAGAUACUCCAAGUUGGAGAGUUGCCUAAUGAGGGCUGCAAUGACUACCACCCCAUGUUCUUCACUCAUGACCGAGCAUGGGAAGAAUUCUUCUGCAUCUGCAUCCAGCUGCUCAAUAAAACCUGGAAGGAGAUGAGGGCCACCUCCGAGGACUUUAAUAAGGUGAUGCAGGUGGUCCGAGAGCAGAUCACCAGAGCUCUGGCCAUGAAGCCAUCGUCUUUGGACCAGCUGAAGAACAAGCUGCGAGGUCUCAACUACUCCGAGAUACUGCGACUACGACAGUCCGAGAGAAUGAGCCAGGAUGACUUUCAGUCCCCGCCCAUCAUUGAGCUUCGCGAGAGAAUCCAGCCUGAGAUUCUGGAGCUCAUUAAACAACAACGACUCAAUCGGCUGUGCGAGGGCAGCUGUUUCCGAAAAGUGGGGAACCGCCGAAGGCAAGAGAAAUUUUGGUUCUGCAGACUUUCUCUUAAUCACAAAGUGCUGCACUACGGGGACUUGGAUGAAUCACCUCAGGGUGAAGUGCCUUUUGAGAUGCUUAGUGACAAAAUCCCCGUCUCUGACAUCAAGUCCGUGGUGACUGGGAAGGACUGCCCUCACAUGAAGGAGAAAAGUGCUCUGAAACAAAACAAGGAGGUGCUGGAGUUGGCUUUCUCGGUCCUUUACGAUCCGGAUGAGACGCUCAACUUUGUUGCGCCCAACAAAUAUGAGUAUUGCAUCUGGACGGACGGCUUGUGUGCGCUGCUGGGCAGAGAGAUGAGCAGUGACCUGACACGCAGUGACCUGGACACGCUUAUCAGCAUGGAGAUGAAGCUCCGCCUCCUGGACCUUGAGAACAUCACAAUCCCAGAAGCUCCACCCCCUGUUCCAAAGGAGCCAAGCUCUUAUAAUUUCACUUACAACUACAGUUGAGGUGUGUUGAUUAUAAAGCAUAUCAGCAAAGGUCAAGAAUGUGCAUACUAUCUAUUUUGACCAAUAUUGCGGUGUGCGAUUCAGGAAAAAGUGACAGUAGAACCUCCAUAGGCGAAGUCGUCCUAAUUUAAAACUCAAAAAUAUUACAUAAUAGUAACGGGGUCCACGGACAUAUUAAGUCACCUCACAUUAAAUGAGGUCGGCACCUUUUUACAUUUUCUGUCUGCACACCAGCCAGCAGGGAGAGUGACAAUGCUCCGGUCAUGCACGGAUCGCUGCUUCCUUCUCUGCAAAGAAAUGUCUCCAUGCGAGAUGUGAGUGUGCCACAUUUGAAGGAAUGCGAGGAGCACUGUGAUUGGCCGAGUCAGCUGUGUUCACGGCGACAACGUUGUAAACUGCCCCUUUUUUUUUUUUUUUUUUAAAUAUGCCGCCUUGUCAAACACCUCUUGGGGUGGUAAUGAAAAUAGAGCCCUUGGGGUUCAUUCUCGAAAUGCUCACUGAUCUGAAGUCAAAUAUUUGGGAACUAAACCUCCCACCUCCCGUUUUGACUUCUGAGGAAUAUUAUUUCAAGAUGAUUCAGCAACUUUAGCGGCGUUCAACUAUGGGGGCUCCACUGUACUAAUAUAUUUUACUUUUUUUUUUUGUGAUUGUAUUAAUCUCAUACCUCAUCCGAAUCUUGUGCGUGUACACAUGCAUUGUUGUGUGUUUACGGUUUUAUCAAUUCGGAAUUAUUUCCAAAUACUGGUAGACAAAACUAUGAAUGAUCAUAACUUCUUUAGCAUAUUCAAAGUAUUGGCAACAACAAACUCUUCCCACUCCCAAGUAAAGAAAGAAUAAAUGUUUUUAAACACCGCGACGUGCAAUAAUAUGCUUUAUUCAUUCAGCUCCAGCCCACCUCAUCUAACGUGAGCCGAAAUUUGGACACAGAACCUCAAAGUUGUAAGAGCUGUGCUAACCACAAUACUGUAAUAUAGUUGGAGGAAAAUGUUAAAACUUAUUUUAUGUAUGUUUUAAGUAGUAAUGCAUCCAUCAUCAGUCAGAAGAAUUUCUAUCAUGUUUAAAAAAACUAAGAAUGUAAUAUAUACUGUGCUAUAUCAGGUUUUAUUUUUUACUGUGCUAAUCAGGUUUUAUUUUUUUUUUUUCCCUCCAUAGCUUUGCACUGUACUAAAACUAUGGUUACAAUUGUGGCAAUGAUCAGAAUUUGUUUUUUUUUUAUAUAUAUUUUGAGAAUGUCUCUGAAGAAACCAUUGCCGUAUUGUAUAUUGAAUGAUUGUAGACGUUUUUGUCAUUUUGGUUAUUGUACCAAAUUAGCACACUUUUGUUGUUUUAAAACAGUGGCCAUGGUAUCAAGCCUGAAGUGUUAUUGUUUAAAAAUGUUUUUUUCAUCAUGUCAAUGUUGAAUCUAGUACAAACCAUGUCAAUGAUGUCAUUUGCUAAUGCAGAAUAGAAUUAUAUUUUUGUAAAUGAUUGUACACUGUGAGGAGAAUGAUAUUGAAAUAACAUCAUCAUUUUGUAUAAUCCUUUUUUUAGCAUGCAAUUUAUGUUUGAAGUAUUUUUUUGUGCUGCAUUGACUGCAAUGCUACCAAAUCAUGUUUUUAAAGCUCAUAUUGGCUUUUUGUAAACAUUUUUCUUUAGUAUUAGGCACUUUAUCAGACAAUGAUGAUGUCAUAGUAAUGUGUCUUGUAUGGUUAAAGAGUAUUGCAAAUCCCUGUACUAUUGAUGCUAUUUGUGGAAAGAUGUGUCUGUUUUUAACUACUAAUGGAUGUUGUAAUAGUUUCAUAUUUUUUAUGGAAAAGAUGCUGCUAUUACAGAAUUCCAGCUGAAUUUAGCAUACAGCAUUAACCUCAAUGACUGAAGUGCUUUUGCAUUAGAUAUGCUGACAGUAUGAUUUUGCAUCUGGUACUUUUCUCCAUUUGAUUGUAACCGUAUUGAAUGGUAUGUUGUUGAUUUAUAAAUACAACAGCAAAAAAAAAAACUAGUCUAAAUAUGGUAUACAUUUAUAGUAACUGUGUAUACAGUAUAUAGUAUUGUGUUGACUUAAUUGGACAAAAUGUACUGUAUAAUGUUCGGUGUCAAUAAAUACAAAGUAACCAAAGUAUUUCUCUGGACCU
Syngnathus acus (greater pipefish) is the source of this 4604-nucleotide messenger RNA. RefSeq names its product engulfment and cell motility 2 (gene elmo2). The coding region runs from base 322 to 2493 and encodes 723 amino acids. NCBI's taxonomy places the organism in Eukaryota, Metazoa, Chordata, Actinopteri, Syngnathiformes, Syngnathidae. The record is from RefSeq and is a predicted model, not a curated record. The transcript has 23 exons. Gene Ontology annotation, biological process: actin filament organization; cell motility.